UUCUUCACAUAAAUAAAAGAACAUGCCAUCGAUCCCUCGCGCUCGAGUUGUUGUCAAUGGAGUCCAGAGAAUGAGGACAUACCAUUACUAUUGGUGUAGACAUUGUCAAAGAUCCAUUAGGACAACUUCAGCCAAUCCAUUUGAAAUUUUAUGUCCUCAUUGUUAUGGUCAAGUUUUCUAUGAACUUGAUGUGACAAGGCCUAGGCUUGUACUUUCUAAUGUCACAAGGCUACAACCACAACCUUCCUCCAAUUCUCGCCUUCUUGAUGCCUUAGCACUCAUGGUUGAUCCACCAAUUAGGCAACAAAACAACGAUGGUGAUGAAAAUCAUCGUAGGACUAGACAACGUGCUCGUGUCAUUCUCCAAUUUAUUGGCCCUGAUGAUCAACCUAUUAGGCCUGUCUCUCCUGAUGAGAACGCGUUUAAUUUUCCAUCCCUUCAAGAAUUGAUUGAUAAUGACAGGCCUGGGCCACCUCCAACGCCAUCUUCAGCAAUCGAUGCAUUGCCAAGAAUUUACCUAACACCAAACCUUUUGGAAAAUGACUCUGUUUGUCCUGUUUGCAAGGAUGAGUUUGAAGUUGGGAUAGAAGUUAUAGAGUUACCUUGCAAGCAUUUUUAUCAUAUUGAAUGCAUUGUUCCAUGGCUUAGACUCCAUAAUACUUGUCCCGUUUGUCGGUAUCAACUGCAAGGAUUCUCAAACAAUGAGGACCAAAAUGGUUACACUUAUGAAUUUAAUGAACAACAAGAAGAAGAGGACGAGGAGAACAUCCAGAAUCCUCUCAUUUGGGGUUGGACUCAGCUUACCUCUCUUUGGCCUUUUAGUUUGAUGUCAAGUUUGAGACACAGAUACUUCAACACUUUUGAGACUACAACUUCUGCUUUUCCUAGAGGGAGAGCUUGGUGGAAUCCUUGGAUUUUCUCUUGAUAAUGGUUCCUUAUUUCAUUUAAUAACAGUACAGAGUAGUUUGCUUUUUUAUCAUUCUUUGCUUCAAUAGGAACUAAACAGGUAUGUUGACAAAACUAUAUAUCUUUCUGAAUUUGAUGGAUGGAAAUUAUCUGAGAAUGGGGUCAAAAAGAUUCAUAAGG
Messenger RNA from Solanum verrucosum, 1086 nucleotides. Its product is annotated as probable E3 ubiquitin-protein ligase RHC1A. Lineage: Eukaryota; Viridiplantae; Streptophyta; Magnoliopsida; Solanales; Solanaceae. The record is from RefSeq and is a predicted model, not a curated record. The coding region runs from base 23 to 925 and encodes 300 amino acids. Gene Ontology annotation, biological process: protein ubiquitination. Gene Ontology annotation, molecular function: ubiquitin protein ligase activity. Gene Ontology annotation, cellular component: cytoplasm. The transcript is spliced from 2 exons.